Messenger RNA from Notolabrus celidotus (New Zealand spotty), 8887 nucleotides. RefSeq names its product DOP1 leucine zipper like protein B (gene dop1b). The coding region runs from base 293 to 7117 and encodes 2274 amino acids. The record is from RefSeq and is a predicted model, not a curated record. Gene Ontology annotation, cellular component: endosome; trans-Golgi network. Gene Ontology annotation, biological process: Golgi to endosome transport. The transcript has 39 exons. NCBI's taxonomy places the organism in Eukaryota, Metazoa, Chordata, Actinopteri, Labriformes, Labridae.
AUUCCUCUCUGUUCAGCUCUGAAUCAGCUGAGUUUGAGGAUCCAGCCCCGUCAGGACUGUCUCCACUGGCACUCAGGGGGUGUUUGGAAAGACCACACAUCCUCAGGAGAAAUAACGGGUCUUCUGCCUCCUUUUCUUUCAGAAACACUGCCAGAAAAGGUUUACCAUAAUGACCGGGCUGUCAUUGUUUUGACUCGGACUGUUUUGAAGCAGCUAGUGGGCAGGCGCGCAUCUUGAGCUUGUUCUGCAGCAGAAAUACUUUGCUCAAAUGCUUUGAUCGGACUGGUGUAUCAUGGAUCCUGAGGAGGUAGAACUGCAGAAUGACUAUCGUUACCGCAACUAUGCGGCGGUCAUUGAAAAAGCGCUGCGAAACUUUGAGUCUUCGAGUGAGUGGGCAGAUCUUAUCUCCUCCCUGGGCAAACUCAACAAGGCCCUGCAGAGCAACCUUCGCUACUCCCUCCUGCCCAAGAGGCUUAUCAUAGGGAAGCGUCUCGCCCAGUGUCUGCACCCAGCACUUCCAAGCGGCGUUCACCUUAAGGCUCUGGAAACCUACGAGGUUAUCUUCAAAAUCAUCGGAACAAAAUGGCUGGCCAAGGAUUUGUUUAUUUACAGCUCCGGUUUGUUCCCACUGUUCGGCCAUGCAGCUAUGGCAGUGAAGCCUGUUUUGCUGACACUGUAUGAGCGGUACUAUCUGCCGCUGCAGAGGGCUUUGCUGCCAAGUCUCCAGGCCUUCAUAACAGGACUGCUGCCUGGCCUGGAGGAGGGACUGGAGGUGUAUGACAGGACUGAUGCGUUGAUGGUCAAGUUGUCACUGCUGGUGGGUCAGCAGGUUUUCUAUGGCGCCCUGUGGGGCAGCAUGCUGGUCAGCCCCAUGGUGCGACAGCCUGCAACAGCCUUUGUAGUGGCACAUUUUGACCGCAUGGCAUCCCUGCACCAGCAGACACACAUGCUGGGCUACGACCACAGGCUUGUGGUGAAGGCAGUGUGUCUUUCUUUGCAAGAUUCAAAUCUCCUGGUGCAAAGGAACAUGCUUGAAAUUGUGCUCUACUUUUUCCCAUUGGCUACAUGUCUGGAGCCUACAGAGGCCAGCAUGGCUGUGAGUCCUGAAGAUGUGAUCACAAUAGUGUCUGCUGCCUCUCUUACAUUGUUGCGCAGAGACAUGUCCCUCAACAGACGUCUCUACGCCUGGCUGCAAGGGACAGACAUUAAAGGAGGAACACCACACCCCAACUUCUCCAUGACCGCAGAGGAUCACACAACUUACUACUUCAGCACAUACUCCAGAGAUUUCCUUGUUAAGGCUCUGAUUAGCAUCCUCAAACAGAAGAGCGACCCAGAAAAUGUGACUGGAUGCCUCAGGCCCUUUCGCAUCAUCAUGAGUCUGUUAGAUAAACCGGAUAUAGGUCCAGUGGUCUUGAGCAGUGUGUUGUUGGAAGUUGUGCGAGCAUUCCACAGUUACUGCCGAGAGAUGCUGGGGGAGGAAACCAUCACCAGCUCAGGGCUUGCAGGCAACCAGUUAGCCAGUAAGAUAAAAGAGAAUAAGAAUUCAUCAGAGGUCAUAAAGACGAUGAAUAUGCUUGUGAGCACCAUGAACAGCGAAUACCUGUGGGAGUACAUGACCCGACGCUUCUGCACUGCUCUCAGUAACAAAGAUGACCCUCCAACACCUCCGCAGCAGGACCGCAGUCAUCCGGCUCCAUCUGUCACAGAGAUAUCCAAUCUCGUUAUUUUCCUGCUUGAUGUUCUUCCUCUAGAGCUCCAUGCAGACAUCCAGUCCCAGCUCCUACCGGAGAUGCUGGGUACCAUGCUGCGGACCCUGUCCAGCCACAUGGACUCUGUUACUCUGGAAGACGUUACACAGGGCCUGCGAGCAUGUUUCAAGGUCCUGAGUAAGAUCCAGAUGCCUGUGGCUUAUAUGGACGUCGAGACGGGAUCACACUUAGAGGACAUGGAGUUACAGUUACCUGACGAGGAAAGCCAAAAGACAGAGGACACUGAAAACGAGGGCAAGACAGAAGCUGGUGCUGGUCAGGUUAACGGUCACCAUAGAGAAGAAGAGCUGAACAGGAACGGGGGAGAUGAGGCAGCUCCUGCAAAUGGUGUUUACCCAACCCUGAGGUCUGAAGACAGCGGGUUGGGUAUCAGUGCCUCACCCUCAGAGCAGCAUCUCCCCCCAGGAGUCAGGGUCACUGCAGAGGAUAGUGGAAGUUGCAAAGAAGGGGAAGGAGUGUGGAGGAGGGGAGGCAGCGUAGACACCAUGACCCAGUGUCUCCAGGAAAUCCUGGCCUCCGUAACCACAAGGUAUUUGUUGGUGCAGGUGGAGGAUGUCAGCGGACCAGAGGAUGGACCCCAUCCUGGCGCAACUGCUGCCUCCACAGAUCAGAAGACUCUCUUACCGCUCUUAGCACCACCACCCACAGAGAGGAGGAAGAAGCACGGGUGUCUGGACUGGGCGGCUGGCUACAUGCCACGAGGCAGGGCAGAGAUCUCGGAGGCCUGCCGACAGGCUUUUACAGCCACCUGUCACCUGCUGCUGGAGUGCACCACUUUCCCUGUCUACAUGAGUGAAGAGGAGACUCUGGCCCUCCACACAGACAUGCUUGAGAACGCAGGCAGUGAUGUGGAGGGCCUCCCUGUGUGGUUGAGGUCCUUGAUGACCUUGUGCUGCCUGUCCAGGGACUACAACAUCCAGCACACUGCAGUGGCCUCUCUGUUAGAACUCAUCAACCACUCCCAGUCCUUAGCACUGGUCAUCGAGGACAAACACAGACGCUACCAGACAUCAGACUCCAACCCUUUGAGUGGGCGUCUGCAGAUGGUCACUGUGCCACCAAUCUACCCUGCUCUGCUGCAUGCUAUAGAGGAGGACACAGAUUUCUUUCAGAGGGUGUCUCAGGUACUGUGGAGCCAGCUGGACACUGAGCGGCGAGAGCAGCACAUUUCCUGUGUGGAGCUCUUCUACAGGCUUCACUGUUUGGCUCCAUCAGCAUCCAUCUGUGAAGACAUAAUCUGCCAGGCCCUACUGCACAAAGAAAAGUCUGUCAGGUUGGAAGCACUACACCGCUUCACAGUACUGUGGCACCUAACCCGAGAGAUCCAGGCAAACAGGACCAUGUCUUUGAACCGCUCCUUUGACAGGUCUCUGUGUGUUGUGGUGGACAGUCUCAGCUGUACAGACGGCUCAGUAAGUGCAGCAGCUCAGUGCUGGCUGGUCAGGGCUCUGUCCCUCAAUGAUGUGAUUCGAAUCCUUGAACCUAUUCUCCUGCUGCUGCUUCACCCAUCCACUCAGCGCUGCUCGAUUCAGAGCAUCAAACAGAGCCUUGCUGCUGGUGACCUGAAGGUUUCAGGAAACAGAAGUCGAAGCUCCACCAAAAGUUUAGGGACGUCUGCAGAUGCCAUGGCAACAGAGGUCACCACCUUGAACCUGAUAAACAUUGUGGACCGAGAGGCGCUGUGGACGGAGCUAGAUAGCGGUGCUGAGUCGAUGCAUCUACCAGACACCUUGGCUGUUUCUAGGAGUGAGAGUGAAGAGACGGAGGAGGACGACGAUAAACAGGCAGAGGAAGAAGAGGAAGCUGAGAGUGAACACACUGAGUCAGCGGACACUAGCGGCGCUCAGGUAUCCACUGAGAACUCCAGCUCAGGCUCUGCCCCCUACCGUAUUACUGAGGAAGGAGGUGUGGUUAACGGCCUGCGGAGGGCAGAGUCUGAGCGCACGCAGGCGUCCGAUUCACUGUCAAGUGAGGAUGAGGAAGAUUUAGAGCUGGAGGCCAUUGCCAGGUCUCGCCUGAUGAAACAAGAGCGAGAGAGGAGAGAGGCUAUCGACUCUCUGUUUCGCCAUAUGCUGCUGUAUCCUGCAGCGGGCGGCUGGCGACAUCUUCUACAAGGCCUGGCUCUGUUAGACAGCCUUCUGAGAAGCAGUGCUGAGUGCCCCCUGGUGGAUGCUCUCUCCUCCACUUCUCUGGACACAAGCUCCGCUGCACAUUUGAACUUAGUCUCCAACCUCCUGCAGCGGCACCAACAGGCUCAGGAUGGUAAAGGCUUCUAUGGCAGCCUUCUCUCCCCAUCCUCAUCCCCAUCUUCGCCCCCUUCCCUGCUCAUUGAACUCCUGUUGUCCUUGUGUCUGCGAUUCCUGCGUUCUCAUUACCCUUCACAUCUAUGUCUGGGUCCUCUUGACUUGCAGGGGAACAGGGAGGUUCAGGUGAAGAGUGUUGAGGUGCUGACUCGCAUAGUGAACCAGCUUGGCUGCAUGGCGUCCCGGCAACAGGGCAGUGGGGCGAGUUUGGAGCCCAUUCGCAGACUUCUCUCAGGAUGUAAGGUGCAGCAGUACGCUCUGCUUACGCUUUCUGCAUCUAUGUAUGUCAGCCAAAAGGGAACAGACAAGGGACCAGCCAAGGGUGUGGAGGUGCUGGAUGAGCAGGGGGGGCUGUCAGAGGAGAGUCUGGUGAAUGUGGGAGCAGGAGGGGGGCAGGAACAGUACACCUUACAAAUGGAGUUACUGAAACUCCUCCAGGCUCUCAUAGUCCUGGAGUACCAUGUGUGGCCGGGUGGGGCUGUCUCAGCAGCAGGGUCAGGUGGAGCUGCUGGCCACUCUGGGGAACUUCGUGAAACCCCGACUACAAGCACCACUCUUACCCGUGAGUGGCAAACCGCUGUCCUUUUCCAGCAGUCCAUCAAGGCAGUGCAGUACGUCCAGAGCCACCCCAUCACCGCACAAGGGAUGUUUGUGUCUGCUGCAGCCAGGGCUCUGCAGCCGCAGUACGGCUAUGCCAUGCACCCCCACUGGGUGUCACUGCUGGUCUCCUCUCUGCCAUACCUGGGACGCUCAUUAGGUAUCAUCGUGGCUCCCCUCAUCAGCCAGAUCUGUAGGAACUUAGAUGAGCUGGUCAAGCUUUAUGAGCAUGAUGGAGGGAAAACAAAUCAAAGCUUGAGUGGUAGGCGGGAAAACAUUGCCCCAGACUAUCCUCUGACUCUGCUAGAAGGCCUGACCUCCAUCACACACCAUUGUCUACUGGAUAACAAGAGGUCCUUGGUCGCUUGUGAUCCUGUGGAUGUCCGUAACGCACGUAACGCUGUGAUCGAAGAACUGCCACACAUGCUCAGUAGCAUGGCGCUGUUGUGGGGUGUGGUCAUGAGGGAGGAGCUUCAGAGGCGUGUAUCUGACUCUGCUCAGAGCAGCAGACCCUCUUCUACCUCCGUCUACUUCAAAAGCACAAAGAUCCUAAGGCAGCGGAUACUGGAGUUCCUGGUUCCCCUAACUCUUCAGUAUGGGGUUCAGCUAUUUGCUUCCCUGGGAGUUGUGUGGAGCAAGAAAAAGAGUAAAAGGAGACAUAGAAACAAAGUCCUACCUGUCGCAAGUGAGUCACGUCUAACCAUUGUGGAUUUGGUGAAAUCCCUGCACACUUUGCACACAGACACCAUCCUACAGCUGGUCAAGGAAGUGGUGAAAAAACCUCAUCAGAUUAAAGGAGAACAGAAGUCAAGCCUGGUAGAUAUUCCCAUGUUGCAGUUCACCUACGCCUAUAUCCAGAGUAUUUCAGCUCAGGCAAUGCAGGAAAAUGUUCCUCCUCUCCUCAGUCUACUGCGGGAAUCUGUUCAGUUAAAUCUGGCCCCACCUGGACACUUCUUACUACUGGGAAUCCUCAAUGACCUCGUCAACAGGCUCCCCAACCUGGACAAUAAGAAGGACAGCAGAGACCUGCAGGAGGUGACUCAGCGGAUCCUGGAGGCAGUUGGUGGGGUCGCAGGAUCUUCUUUAGAGCAGACCAGUUGGCUCAGCCGAAGCCUCGAGGUCAAAGUUCAGCCACAAGUGUGCACUGAAGUGGAUGAAGGAGACGACGCAGAUAUUGAAGAGUCUAUAGCUCAUGCCAACACCAUGGUUUCUUCUUCGGCUCCCUCAGUGUACAGCGUUCAAGCUCUUGUACUCCUGGCUGAGGUUUUGGCACCACUUCUGGACAUGGUUUACCGCAGUGAUGAGAAGGAGAAAGCUGUUCCUCUCAUUUCUCGGCUCAUGUACUACGUUUUCCCGUACCUGAAGAACCACAGUGCCUACAACAUGCCCAGCUUUGAAGCUGGUGCUCAGCUGUUGAGCAGUUUAAGUGGGUAUGCUUACACCAAAAGGGCCUGGAAGAAAGAGGUGUUUGAGCUCUUCAUGGACCCCCUCUUCUUCACCAUGGACAUUUCCUGUGCCCCAAGUUGGAGAUCCAUCAUUGACCACCUGCUGACUCAUGAGAAGACCAUGUUUAAAGACCUCAUGAGCAUGCAGAGCAGCUCCCUGAAACUGUUUAACAAUGUGGACCAGAAACCCAUGCUGCUGAAGCGCCAGGCAUUUGCCAUGUUUAGCGGAGAACUCGACCAGUACCAUCUGUAUCUGCCCCUCAUCCAAGAGCGCCUCACUGAGACUUUACGUAUGAACCCAAGCCCUGCUGUUUCAGCCCAGAUAUUCCUGAUGUUUCGUGUUCUCCUUCUGCGGAUUUCAUGCCAGCAUCUCACAUCUCUCUGGCCAGUUAUGGUCACAGAACUGAUUCGCAUAUUUGUGCGUCUGGAGAAAAGUCUACAGAUAGAGAAAGACAUCUCAAAAUUGGCUAAAGUGGUGCGCGGUGCCCUUGCUGGAAACGGACCAGUGAAUUUCCCUCAGGCUGAGUUGGACAUGUACCUGUCAGCCUGCAAGUUUCUUGAUACCUCGUUGGCGUUUCCUCCAGAGAAGAUACCACUCUUUCAAAUGUAUCGUUGGGCAUUUGUCCCUGAGGUGGAUGUGGAGCGGUACAGUGGCCCUAUAGAGACUGCACUGAUAGAAGGCGAGCAGGAAUGCACCCCACAUGUUGUCAGGAUACUGGAAGGAAUUCAGCUGCGAUAUGGGACUCUGAAUGGACUGAGUGAGGAGUCGUCCACAGAGUAUUUGGAGUUCCCUCUCCUCACACAACGCUCGCUGUCCUCCAUCACCAAGUUGUUGCCUUUCCUUCGCAUCCUCUGCUGCUCCUUCCAGGGCCCUCCGCCCUACAGCGACUCCAUGCGUCACUUCUCUGUAGCAGACUACCCAGCAUCCUGUUCAGACACAGUCCUAAAGAGGCUGGAGCAAAUCACUGAGGAAGAGUUCUUGGACUCUUUGGAGGGUUAAUCAUGAAGCUUUCACGAACCAAAUCCCCUUUUAAGCUCUUUGGCCUGCAGCUCGAUGAGUAGAAUACCUGAAACCGGCACAACUGGUGUUAAUGUUGUAUUGUGAAAUGAAACAAAAGGAAACAUUUCAGAAUGCUAUAACUUGUCUGACCUCCGUGAAUAUACAUAUGUCUGAGGUGCUCUCACACUGGAUCUGUAUAGGAACAUUUAAGGGACUUUGUUGUAAUUAUGUACUAAGCUUUAUGGAAAACUAAGUUAAAGGGUAGAAGUACUAACUCAUUUCAGUUGAGUUGUCUUUUUCUGUCAAAAAACUGUCUCAUUGGCAAAAUAUUCACACACUGAGGCCAUGUCAUAGUUUUCUUGUCCUGAAAAACAUUACCCAUGGAAAAGUUAUGUUAACCAAAUUGAACUCAUUACAUUUGUUAUGAUCUGGUAUGCACCUUAUAAUAACAGUGGUUAAACCAAGUGUAUUUUUUUAUUUUAACUCAAUACCAGAUUCACCAUGAAAAACCUCAUGAGUUCUGUUAUGUUGUUCAUAACCUCAUGUUUACCCCAGCCUCUAUUAGGCUGAUUUAUACUUCUGCGUCACCCCUACGCAGCAGGGGCUGACCAUAGACUGUAUAAAAUAUGGACGUAGUAUCCAUGACGUCACCCAUCUGUUUCUGAAGCGCUGUUUUGAGGCCAAUCGCUGUCGGCAGCCAUAUUGCUGCUGUCAAGCGACGUAAAGAGGCAGACUUUGAGCCUUCUAGCCAACAGCUACAGUGUUCCCGCCUGUCAAUCAAGUCAGCUGUCUCUCUCAUUGGAAGACUCGUAAUCUCAAUAUCUUCGAAAAAAUUCAAAUUUUAGCACUUCCGCAUUAGACUCAUAUUUCUAGACUGGAGGUUGCCGCUUGGGGCUGACACGGACAUGAGCACCACAUACUUGUGCGUCGAUGUGUCCGUGACGCGCAGCAAUUCUCCGCUGAAACGCUUUCGGGCAGUGUGGUCACUCUGAUAGCCGGUCGCCUGUUUCCACCCCGCUAUGAUCUCUGUCUUUUCCACAGCUAUUCAGAGCGUGUUAUGUUAAUCUACAGCUGAUACAUGUUGCUGUUUAUCAUUCAGACAUGAUUACAUGAAGAAUAGUCAGGAGGAGAUGAAAUACAUGCCCGAUGUCCGGGAUCCCAGAAAUGCUGGAAAAGCUGGAAAUGCAAUGCUGACGAACAGACCAAUCACAUGGCUUGCAGUCUGCGUCGUUUCUACACAUAGUUACAUUUUGGAGGAGGUGCACGUCAGCUACAUGAGUAGGCCUCUGCGUAGGUACAGGAGCUUCGCGGACCCCGGGCAUAGGCUACACUGUCAAUUCGUCACAGAAGUAUAAAUCAGCAAAGUGCUAGCAUCUGUCUGACUGAGAAUGUUAAAGCUUCAAUAUACUGUAUGUCUAUUGUAGAGGUACUUUCUUGCUCAUUAUUAUUGGAUACAUUAUUAUGGGACCUCACAAGCCUUUGAAUAAUAUUUAUGUUCAAUGUUUCUGUAAAUACAUUACUAAAUGUGAUAUGUGUUUGCUAGGCAACCUUUUGUAAUUGUGUUGGGUGUACCUCGCUUAAAUACAUGCUCUCCAUUCUUGGUGUUCAAGGGAAACUGCCUUUCUUUGAUGUUCAUGGAUGUUUUUACAACUGCCUGUUGUCUUUUUGCCACAGCUAAAUACCUAAGUAAUUUAUUUUGGAUGUUAAAAGGACCAUGUGAUGUUUUAAUCAACAGAAAGAAGACUCAUUAAAUAUUAAGCUUAAAAACUG